This is a messenger RNA of Dermochelys coriacea (leatherback sea turtle), 2018 nucleotides long. RefSeq names its product coagulation factor XIII B chain (gene F13B). Lineage: Eukaryota; Metazoa; Chordata; Testudines; Dermochelyidae. The record is from RefSeq and is a predicted model, not a curated record. The transcript is spliced from 12 exons. The coding region runs from base 1 to 1986 and encodes 661 amino acids.
AUGUCAAAGACAACACUGAAUAUGGCGUUUAAAAGCUGGAUUUUUCUCAUAAUUUUGUUUGAUUCAGGAGAAACCUCUGCAGAAGAUAAGCCUUGUGAUUUGCCACUCAUAGAAAAUGGGAAGAUAGCUCAGUAUUAUUAUAGUUUUAAAAGUUAUUAUUUUCCAAUGAGUAAAGAGAAAAAGAUUUCCUAUACCUGCGUGGCUGACUAUACAACUGAAUCUGGGAGUCAAGAUGCAAGGAUAACAUGCACAGCAACAGGAUGGUCACCAGCACCAAAGUGUUAUAAAAAAUGUAGGAAACCUCUCUUGGAAAAUGGCAUCUUCUCUGAUACAAAAGUGUCCUACAAAAUAUGGGAACAAUUGCUGUACAGAUGUGCUCCCGGCUAUCAAACUCCAGGAGGUAAUGCUAAAGAAACAGUGCAAUGUCUUCCAGAAGGAUGGUCUUCUCACCCAAGCUGUGCUAAAAAGUUUGAGAGCUGUUUAGUACCAGACUUGCAUCACGGCCACUACUCCACAACCCAGCGGAUCCUCAAACUAAAUGAAACACUGAUGUAUGAAUGUGAUGAGGGAUAUCACACCAGAGGAGGAAACACUACUGAAAAGGCAGUCUGUCUCACAUAUGGAUGGUCCCUUACUCCGAACUGCACUAAAGUAAUGUGCUCCUUGUUAAGUGAGAUAGAACAUGGGAAUUUCUAUCCCAGGAAGAAAAGCUAUGAGGAAGGAGAUGUGGUUCAGUUUUUGUGUCAGAAAAAUUACUCUUUGAAUGGAUCUGAUUUAAUUCAGUGUUAUGACUUUGGAUGGUAUCCAGAGCCUCCAAUAUGUGAAGAUAGAAGAAAUAAAUGCCCUCCUCCACCUCAGCCUCCCAAUGCCAAUGUACUCACAUAUUUAAGAACAUAUCAUAAUGGAGCCAAAGUACAUUUGGCAUGUCAGCUUAAUUUUACAAUGAAAGGAUCAGAAGAAAUCCAGUGUGAGAAUGGAAAAUGGACUUCACCCCCAAGUUGCAUUGUUUCAGAAGCCAAAGAAAAAAUACCAUGUGAUCAGCCACCACCUAUUGAGAAGGGUACAGCAAUAACUGAGGACAAGAUGUAUUACACAGGAGACACUGUUAGAUACAGUUGUGAUCAUGGCUACAGUAUAAAUGGAUCAAACGAAAUAACCUGUAAAAUGGGCAAAUGGACAUCAUCUCCGAAAUGUAUUGAAACGCUGGAAACUUGCUCUUCUCCACCUGCAAUUAAAAAUGGUGUUAGUUUUGGACCAUUAUUGACAAACUACACAACAGGUUCCUCAGUAAAAUACAGAUGCUAUCGGUACCACACAUUGGAGGGUCCUGAAACUGUUUAUUGUGUACAAGGAAAGUGGACAGCUCAGCCAACUUGUUUAGAACCAUGCAUUCUUAAUGCAGAUGAUGUUAGCGAUAACAACAUAGAGAUGAAAUGGAGACUGGAAGGAGAGUUAUUUUUCCUGCAUGGUGACACUAUAGAUUUUGUAUGUAAACAGGGAUACUAUUUGUCAUCCUCCAGCAGGCAGUCUCAGCUAACAGUACAGUGUACCCAUGGAAAACUCAGAUAUCCAACAUGCAUUAUGAAAGAUCCCAAAGAAAAAUGUGGCUCCCCCCCUAUUAUUAAGAAUGGAGAAGUUAUUGACCGACGACUGACAGAAUAUGAGAAUGAUUCUUCAGUUGAAUAUACUUGCUUUGAUCAUCAUUUUUUGCAAGGGUCCAAUAAAGUCUAUUGUUCCAAAGGACAAUGGACUACCCCACCAGAUUGCAUAGAACCAUGCACUUUAUCGAAGGAUGUAAUGGACAAAAAUAACUUAAUACUGAGAUGGAGUUUUGAUGACAAAUCUUAUUUUUUCCAUGGGGACUACAUUGAAUUUCUAUGUAAAGAGAAUCAUUAUGGAGCACCAUCAACCUCAGAGUUUGAUUUUAGAGUACAGUGUAGCAGAGGACAGCUGACAUAUCCAAGAUGUGUUGAGAGAGGAAGGUAAGGCUAAGGCAGUAUUUAAUUUGAAAUUUGUAC